GUCUAAUGCUCGCAAGCAGGAUAUUUAACUAGGCCUCUAAAAAUAAGAUGCAUUUCUUGCGGAAAACAGGGGCCCUGCUUUGUGUUGGCAUCUACCGGCAAAAUGUGAAAUCUAACCAAAUAAAGUGCGGCGCUCGUAAGGGUGUCUGGCUGCGAUAAGUCAGUGUUAAUUCAUUAUACAUUUUAGACAGUUUCAGCUCUUCGUCAAGGAGGUAGAUAUGCACGGCUGAUCAGCAGCAAUUAUAUGAACAUUAUAAAUGGUUUGCAAUUUUGCCGAAUUACGAAACGGAAAUUUGGAAGAUCCUAAAAUACAACUCGGCAUUCUGAACUGUUACGGACAUUUUUAGAUUCUUGCAAACCGCUUUUUGACAUUUAAAGCAUUUCAAUAUUCAGUGUAAAUGACGUGUUGUCAUAAUAGCGUGUAUUUGGCCGACUUUUAUUGUAUUGAGGAUGGUUUACCGAAACCAUGAAGAUGUCAUAAGUGUAGAUCUGUUUGCAUAUCCACGACAUGGUAAAGUCAGAACUGUUGCAAUUUUGCACGCAGAAGAAGAAAUGGUGCAUAUUACUUCAAAUGGGGGGAUAUCCAGUAAUUCACAAUACAAUGUUGUGUGUGCUUUUUUUAAGUACGUAAAACAAGUUUUUUUGGCCGCAAGUAGCUUCAGUGGAACUCGUAUGGUCUUAGUUGAAAAAACAAGUGUCAUGUGUUAAAGUUGCACUGUUAAGGACAUUUUUUUUUAAUAUAACCCAACCCCGUGGUGGUUCCAAAUAACACACCCAACCCUUCCUCUCCAUGUAUGAAUUCCCGACAGCAGCUGUUAGUUUAUUUGCUGCCGUGAAGUAUGAUAAUCCUGUAUUGCUUAGGAGAAGAUUUGUUAGAUUGCUUUAUCAGACCUGAAAAAAACUGCUGAUGUGUGGAAGCUUUUUUGGAUCAUGCUGGGAUGACAUUUCACUAUUAAUUAUUUACCUGCUUUGAUAUAAAUAACCACCUUUCCGCAAUUGGGAGACUUUGAGAAGAUCUGGCGGGAGCAUUGUGAGGAUGAGGAGAUGCUCAGUGAGUACGCCGUGGCGAUGAAGAACCUGGCCGACAACCACUGGGCGCGGAGCUGCGAAGGCGAAGGCCGCAUCGAGUGGUGCCGCAGCGUCUGUCAGGAGUAUUUCCAAGAUGGUGGCAUGAAGAAGGCUCUGGAUAAGGAUGCGAGGAGUGCCCGACAUGCACUGGGUCUCACAGCUUCAAGUCUGGCUCGUCAGGACAGCGCCCCCUGCAGGUUGGACCAGCAGUCGGGGAAGAUCCGCUUGCUGGACGUGGGAAGUUGCUUCAACCCAUUCCUGAAGUUUGACGAGUUCCUCACCGUUGGCAUCGACAUCGUGCCGGCAGUGGAAAGCGUGCACAAAUGCGACUUCCUGAAUAUGCAGCUGCAGCCGCCCCUGCAGCUGGCACCAGACGCAGUGGAUGCCUUUCUGCAGCAGCUGCGCAGCCCCAUCGACGCGCUGCCUGCGCAGCUGUUCCACGUGGUGGUCUUCUCGCUGUUGCUGUCCUACUUCCCGUCGCCCUACCAGCGAUGGAUCUGCUGCAAGAAGGCCCACGAGCUGCUGGCUCUGCACGGGCUGCUGCUGGUGAUCACACCAGACUCCUCGCAGCCCAACCGGCAUGCGCUCAUGAUGCGCAGCUGGCGCGUGGCCGUCGAGUCGCUGGGCUUCAAGCGCUGCAAGUACGUCAAGUUCUCGCACAUGCACCUGAUGGCCUUCCGCAAGGUGUCGGCCGAGACCACCAGCGAUCUGGUCAGCCAGAACUACCCCGAGAUGCUGUACAUCCCCCAGGACUUCAACAACGCCGAGGAGGAGGAGGGCGGCUUCUCGGACAUGCCCACGCCCGGCCGCUCCGACUUCGAGGACGACCAGUUGGCGCGUGGUUUUCAUGAGCUCCCCGACGCGCCCUAUGACUCAGACUCUGGGGAGAGCCAGACAAGCUCCGCCCCCUUCCACGAGCUGGACGACCCCAUCCUUCUGCACAGUUAGGGCCCUGCGAGGGGCUGGGGGCAUACCUCAGCCACUCGUAGCCGGCCGCUUUGCCAAAUUAACCUGCUGCGUGUCCCACAUUCUGUCUUUUAGAAAGUGAUGCAGAUUGUACCAAGAGAUGUUUACAGGAGUGGCUUAAUCAUCCCCCUCUUCUUCCUGCAGACUCAAAUAAACAUACAAGCAGAUGGAUAAAAGUGCUUUUUAAAAGGAAGGUGGAUUGCUUUACAUCUAUGUAAUUAGUCCGCUCCCCUGUGUUACUAUCUUCCUUUCAAUUUCAGGAAGAAAAAGAGAAAAAGCCUUGUAUGAACUUUGCGAAAGUUAGUGAUGUGGAAAAUGUACGUGUGACCUGGAUUGCUGACGGGUGUCUGCUGCCUAAAAGCCAAAAAACUAAAGCCACCCCCCCCCCCACACACCUUUUUCUCAUGAGCCCCCAAGGCGGGGAUCUGACGUAGGAAGGCAGCAGUGACCCAGGGAGGGGUGGUCCCCCACUCCUCAGCGAAGUCGCGCUUGUUGCCUCUCGCUCUGUUGAAUUUUUCUUCACAGACGCCGUCGGGCUGUUCGCUUCUGAACAAAAUGGUGUUGGCCGUUUUAUAGGCGACAAUACCCUUUUUUAAAAAAUGUGAUACCUUUUAGCCGCAGGACAGUUUUCAGAAACGGUGAUUUUGUUUUUUGUUGUUUCUUUAAUGAUUUGGACUUUUUUUCCGUAGUGACUUGGCAAGGCACAGAAGAAUCGAAGCAUUCCAAUUUUGAUCAACUGCUUUUUUUCCAGGCUGUUUCACUGGAUGAAUCAAAUGUGUAGCUUUAGGUAACAAAGAAAUCUUUAAAAUGAAGUUAGCUAUUAACUAUGAUCAUUUCUUGACGUCUUUUGCCUGUUUUUCGAAAGAGUCAUAUCAGUUUGUCAUAUCUCAGAAUACUGUAGCUCUUGACUGUAGUGUAGUGAUGGUAUCCAUAUCAACAUUCAAUGCUUUUUUUCUUGCCUCGACGGCAUUUGAAAAUCUUUAACUGCAUUUUCAUGCAAGAUGACUUAUCAACCAAAAUGUUUAUUUCCCCCCCCCCCAACCUGAAUGCUUUUCUGCGGACGGCGCUGUGUCAUGGCGUCAGUGUCUCGUACUUCUUUGAAAUACUUUUUACCUCAGUGAGGUUUUGCACUAAUACUCAGUCUGGUCUCAGUGAUAGCUAAUUUUGUUUUGAAGUGCAUUUCAGCGAAAGCUUGUUGUUAAAGAAGUACAGUACUGCGAAGUUGUAGGUUAGUUUUGUUCUUAAUGACACUAGCUAAGUUGUUGUUAACGUGUUUUGCACUUGUUCCGAUAUUACCACAGAACUCUGAAGCUUUGUGUGCGUGUGUGAACUGGUCUGUGAUAUUUAGCCUUCUCCCCCCCCCUUUGUAGGGAUUGAAAAAUAUGACACGAGUGUAAUAAGAGGAAAUGGCCUGAUGUGAUCGGAAAAGUCACUUGUGACGGUUGCCUAAGAUUUGACGUUAACGAUCAGGCCAUUCUGUAACGUGCCUUUCAAGCCUGCAGUGUUUCUCUGGAUUAAUCCGAGUUUCCCCUGUAUGGUUUCUGGUGGUCUUCUCGAACCGGACAGUUUACUCACGCAAAUGUAACCAUUUAAGUGAUUUCUUUCAUCUGGGGCCCAUCUGUUGGACUUUGGGUCACUUGUGGAUGGAUGUUGUCUUUUUGAGUGAUGAGGACAUUUCACGAUGUAAUGCCUUCUGUUUCCUGGGGGUGGGGCCGUCUAGACUGGGAGUGGUUUUAUAGCGAUGCUCGCGGAAGGGUUUCAUUCACACAUUACUUUGUAUUAAGGUUCCUGUUUGGUUUCACUAUGUGCAUGAACUCCAUGCGUAAGAGACUGUGAUUACCGCAGGGCACUGAUGUGCUUGUAGUAUUCAGUGUUUCUUCUUUUUAUAAAUGACUGUGAAUGCA
Molecule: messenger RNA, 3937 nt
Organism: Brienomyrus brachyistius
Lineage: Eukaryota; Metazoa; Chordata; Actinopteri; Osteoglossiformes; Mormyridae
Gene: samtor
Product: base methyltransferase of 25S rRNA 2 homolog
Exons: 5
Coding region: 1044-2015 (323 amino acids)
Biological process (GO): negative regulation of TORC1 signaling
Source: RefSeq, a predicted model, not a curated record